UGUGUUUUCAUAAAUUUUAUUUUGUUUAGUGUAGUGCACGUGUGUGAAAGAUUAUUAAGAUUUUGAAGAAUUAUUAAGUUUUUGAAAAAUAAAUUACAAAAAAUGCCACCAGUAAAGAAACAAAAAACAAAUAAAUCUCCCCAAACUAAUGGAAAAGAAAAGAAGCAGGCUAAAAGUGCUGGUGAAUCCGUAGUAUCGGGACAGUUACAAAAGAAAAUCAAUAAAGGUCAACCCAAGAAAGAUCCAAAGGGUGUUGUUUUUAUCAAACAUUUGCCACACGGUUUCUUUGAGGAGCAGCUGAAAAAAUACUUCGAACAAUUCGGAAAUGUAACCCGUGUACGAUUGGCUCGCUCCAAACGCACUGGCAACAGUAAGGGCUAUGCCUUUGUCGAAUUUGAGUACCCCGAAGUAGCUGAAGUUGCCGCCGAAACUAUGGAUAAUUAUCUGAUGUUUAAAAAAAUUGUCAAGGCAACAUACAUACCACCAGAGAAGCAACAAUUCAAUUAUUUCCGUACUUCUUUGAAGAAAAUUAAGAAUAAAUCAGGAAAAUAUGUAUGGGUAUCGUCUAAAACUGCAGCUAUUCAACAAAAAAUGAAGAAACACAAUGAUUGGUCUGAAGAAAACUAUCAGAAGCGCACACAAAAACAAUUAGCAAAACUACAAAAGAUUGGUGAAAAAUAUGCUCAUCUUGGAAUUGAUAUUAACGAAAUUAUAGCAAAACCCAAGGUCUUAACAGACGGAGAGAAAAAGGCAAAAGGUAAAUCCGCUAAAGAAGAAGAAAAAACUGCAAGUAGCUCAAAAGCUAUGAAAAGAAAAACCACAAGUGAAGAUACCACUUCCAAAAAACAACAUAAAUCGAAGAAAAAGGUGGCGCUUGAAGACCUUUUGGGAAAUACUAUACAAGAAGACUCCGAUGAUGAAGACUACAUAGCUAUGGCUGAAGACAGUGAAGCCGAGGAUGCUGAAGUUGAUGAGAAUUCAUCAGAUGAAGAAACUUAUGGCUUCACUAAAGGUUCAGAUAACGAAGAAGAAGAUGAAGAAAGCGAAAAUGAAAGCGCCGAAGAAGAACCAGUUCCAGCUGUUGUUAAAAAACCCAAAAAGAAUUUUGGCAAAUCUUUAAAAUCUUCGAACGUUGAACGUUUCGAUCAAAUGUUAAAGCGUAAACCACACACUGGUGGUAUUAGCAAAUUUAAUAAGAAAUCUUUAAAGCAACCUUCCGCAGUUUCGAAAAAUAAGAGUGCUUUACAAAUGAAUGCAGCCAAAGAAGUGGCUAAACCACUUUCAAAAGUUAAGAGCGGUAAAUUGGGUAAACCAUUAAAGUCUAAUAAAAAUCUGAAGAAAGUAAAAUAAUUGAAUAGUUUUGUAAGAUUUACAAAUAUUCGCCAACUUAUAUUAAUUAAUAAAAAUUAGUAUGUAUAUGAAAAA
Messenger RNA from Lucilia cuprina (Australian sheep blowfly), 1425 nucleotides. RefSeq names its product MKI67 FHA domain-interacting nucleolar phosphoprotein. Gene Ontology annotation, biological process: maturation of LSU-rRNA from tricistronic rRNA transcript (SSU-rRNA, 5.8S rRNA, LSU-rRNA). Gene Ontology annotation, cellular component: nucleolus. The record is from RefSeq and is a predicted model, not a curated record. The coding region runs from base 103 to 1350 and encodes 415 amino acids. Lineage: Eukaryota; Metazoa; Arthropoda; Insecta; Diptera; Calliphoridae. The transcript has 2 exons. Gene Ontology annotation, molecular function: RNA binding.